Messenger RNA from Batrachochytrium dendrobatidis JAM81, 747 nucleotides. RefSeq lists its product as uncharacterized. The transcript is spliced from 4 exons. The record is from RefSeq and is a predicted model, not a curated record. The coding region runs from base 10 to 747 and encodes 245 amino acids. NCBI's taxonomy places the organism in Eukaryota, Fungi, Chytridiomycota, Chytridiomycetes, Rhizophydiales.
GUAAAAUAUAUGAACGACUCUCAACAGAUUAACCAGUCGCAAUACUUUGAACAGCAACAGCCUCUAGAUACGCAGAGCCCAAUGCUCCAACAUACACCAUCGUUUCAAAAAACUCAACAUUUUCAGCAACCUCAUAAAUCCAACGGACAACGACCAGAUGUAGCCAUGAGCCGACAAUCAUCAAUGAAUGGAGGUAGAAAGGGCAGUUCAACAAACUCUGGAUAUCCAGUGGAUAGUAGCAUGCCACACUUGAAACGACCGAGAAUAGAGGAUACACCACAUCCAUACCAACCACAGCUAACACCUAUGAUGGCCAAAGCAGCAUCUAUGCGAGGCAUUUUAUUAUCUGGAUACGAAGUGGUGAAUGGACCAUUUAGCGACUCUAAAUUGCAACGGCGUCCGCCUCGACAAGUUCCUGUAGCAAACGAAUUUCAAGCGAAUAUGCUAUUACAACGAGAAGAUCGUGAGAGAGAAGCAGAGGCAGAGAAGAUUGCGUCUGAAGCAGGCAUCACAACACUUGGCACAUGGGAAUCUGCUCCCGACUCCAAAUUUAAUAACAUGAUUAUACCUAUUCUACCACGGCCAGUAAGCAUACCGCUGAGUGGAAGUACAAAUACUUUAGCACCACCUGGUGGUGCAGGCUCAGAAGCUAUUGGAGCAUCCCAAAUACCUAUGCAAGACUUGCACGGUGCGAGUAGUGGUGGAACACCCUCGUUACACGAUCUGAUUAUGAGCAGGAAUAUCUAG